Messenger RNA from Oryzias melastigma (Indian medaka), 4256 nucleotides. RefSeq lists its product as uncharacterized. The transcript is spliced from 6 exons. The coding region runs from base 1091 to 3895 and encodes 934 amino acids. Lineage: Eukaryota; Metazoa; Chordata; Actinopteri; Beloniformes; Adrianichthyidae. Gene Ontology annotation, biological process: positive regulation of transcription elongation by RNA polymerase II. The record is from RefSeq and is a predicted model, not a curated record. Gene Ontology annotation, molecular function: protein binding.
AGUGAAAUGAUUCUUUUUUUCUUUAAAUUAUAUAAAAAUUUAAGAUUAUUCAAUCUUCACAAAAUUUACUGUGUAAAAGUUAUCAGCAUUUGGGAUUUAGUUUGCAGCAUUGCAUCCUUAAGCAAAAAGUAGCACACUUGAAGUUAAUUUUAGUGAGCAUACUUUAGCAUAAGUGUAGUAAGUAUACUACAUAAACCAUGUAACUACUAAAGGAAGUAUACCAGCUGUAUACUUCUUCAGACUAAAUUGGAAAAUUUUAACCUUAGAAUAUAUAUAGUAUUAUAUAUUGAGAAAAGGAGAAAGGACACAAAAAGUUGUAACUGUUUGAGGUGAUAGUUUACAAAAGGUAGACCUCGUGUCAAACAGUGAGUGCUGUUUCUCUGUGGUGACCCCAAAAAUGGGAUAAGCCGAAAGUUGAAGAAGAAGACAACGCGUCAAUAUUGGGUUCAAAUCUUCUUAAAUAGGUUUUUGCAGGGUGAAAUGAAUUUAGUAAUAAACAUAUUAAAUCUUAAUGUAAAAAUAUAAUCCAUGAUAAAUAAUCUACAUAUUGCUUCUAAUAUUCAAUACAUAUGUGGCAAAAUUACUGUAUUUAUUUUUAAAAAAAUGCUCUAAUAUUUUUAUUACAGCUCAAAUUUUUCCAACAAAAGAGAAGGUUCAAAGUGAAAUAAUACAGUCUUGUUCUUUGAAUUAACAACUAACAUAUUCCAGGGAUUUUCAAGGAGUUUUGCAGAUGUCAUAUAUAUUAACUUUUUUUAAAAUAAGGAAAAUAAGUUAUCUUAAAGGUGACGUCACUCUGGACCUUUGUUUAUCCAUUGGCCUUACUGUAAUGAUGUUUGAAUAGCGCUGCUGCCCUCUAGUGGCUAAACAUUGCCACUUUGGAUUUGACCAACACGGUGACCCGUAGAUGACCCCACUUAAAAAAACAACAUUGGAUUAUUUAAAAAAGAGAGAGAACAAAAAAGAAAAUUACCCUCAUGCUUCAAACGAUUUAUUUUAUUUUUUAAAGAAAAGUGUUGUUGUUUGUGACGUGGGAGCGGAAAUCUAGAAGACUGGGAUUUUUCAGACGUUCAUCUGAAAGUAAAUAAAAAAAAUGUACAGCCUUCAAAAGCCUGAUUUUGAAGUCCUCAUCCUUGCUGAGCUGCAGAGACAACAACAGUCCCAACAGUUCUGUGAUGUUUUGUUAAAGGCAAAAGAUACUUUCGUCCCCAUGCACAGCUGCAUUCUGUCAGCUCUCAGUCCCUCCAUCUACUCGACUCUUUCCUCCAUGCCACCGCCUCCUCCAGGAAAUAGAUGGCUCCUGGAUUUCCCAACUUUGGAUAAUCGCACCAUGUUCCACCUGGUCAGACUCUUUUACACGGGAAGGAUGACUGGAGUGGCAGAAAACGAGAAGCAGGAGACAAUUUGUGCUGCGGCUAGGCUAGGGAUCCACGGCUUGGUGGAAGAAACCGAAACAGACAAUGGAGGGCAGGCGGAGCUUUGCCGCCACAAAGAGGCAGGAGUGCAAACAGAUGCCCAGAGGAGGGAGGAAGACGAGAGACCACAAGUGAGGUGGAGGCGAGAGGUGGUGGAAGGGAACACCUACCUUUGGAAAGAGAUGCUGUCAGGCCCUGGAAAAGAGGUGUGGACUCAAACGGAAGAGACAAGCGCAGCCCCCCUUGCUCUCCCACUGGCUUCCUUUGAAACAGUUGAUGUGGAGGCCUUUCAGAAUUUAACACAAGCAGAUUACCAUCAGUGUGUCCCUGUUGCUGUCCUCUGCCCACCAAAGGACAACCAGACUCACCAGCUUUCAUCCUCCACCCCUCCAGCCAGUGAUAAAGAACCCUCUCAUAGUGCUGAACCAGUGCCAGCCAGGAAUGACCCCCCUACUCAUUUUCCCCAUCAGAGGGUUUGCGGUACCGCUAUGCCUCAGAGCAGCUGGACUGGUCUGCAGGGAGCAAACAGGAUAGCCACAGAGCCUGAUGAGUUGGAGAACGAGGAUUUUGAACAUUUUCAAGACAACAUUCCUGGAUUCAUCAACUACUUCAUGAACCAAGACAAAAAGGAAGAAAGGGGGCUCAGGGGGAGAGGCAGGGGGAGGCAGAGAGGUGCCAGUACAGCCGGAGCAGGUCAGCAGAGAGCUAGGAGACCACGAGGGGAACCACAAGUGGAACCCAAAGGGGGACCGCGAGGGAGACCGCGAGGGGGACCGCGAGGGGGACCGCGAGGGAAACCAAGAAGGCGGGGACCAUCCACCCAAUUAGUGGAUGGGGAGAAUGUGAAGACGAGCAAGCCUAAGAAGAUGUUUCUACAAAAGUGGGGGGUGAAAACACCCAGAACGGGUCAGGGUGGAGGAUCUGUUGGCAAAAAGUUGUUUCUGAAGACAAGAGAUGAUUUGAAAGCAACAAGGAGGCAGAGAGGAUGCAGCCAGGCAUGGAAGCAAAGCCCGAUCAAGAACGUGCAGCCGAGGACCCUGGGACGGGAACAAAAACGCCCCCAUCAACGCCGCUGUAACCAGGAAAGUUUUCGGGAGAACAAAUCCUCCUUGGUUUCUGUUCAACCUUCAUCUUCCUUCACUGGACCCCUCCAGACAUCUUCAGCUCACAUCUCUGCGCCCCCUGCUGCCUCCCACAUAACCGCAGGGCCACCCACCCUCCACAACACACCCCUCCCUCCUCAGGAGGAGCAGAUUGACCGCCUUCUGGAUGAGGUCCUGAUGGAGCUUCAUAUUUUACCAAAUAAUUACAGUAUACCUGCACAGACACAGGGUCCUCUUCCAACCAGCAGCAGCACUUUUGGUUCCUCACAAGCCCGAAGCAAGCAGCAGGACCCCCCCGCAGGCUCAGAGGUGCCGGUUCUGCAGCAGCAGUCUGAAGGAGAGCUGAAUGAAAUCCUGGUCAAUUUCCUGCAAUCCUUCGAGGAGCACAUCGAGAGCAGAGAGGCAUGCGAUGCGAGUCGUGCAUCAGAUGACGGCCAGCCUUACACCAUCCAGAGCGAACAAACCAAAAGCUCGAGCGACCCUCAGGGGCCCAGCAGGGUCAGAUGUUUUCAGGCAGCCAUAAACGGAGAUCUGCGUGAAGCCCCUGCUGCUGGUGAAACUUGCUCUGAGGGCAUCAAAAAAACACUUAAAAAAAAGAAACCAAAAGAAUUGACCUCGAGAAAGAUCAAGACAUUACCACUGGAGAAGAAAGUCAAGAAAAGGAGGAAGGAGAAGUCGUCGAGUGACGCCAAGGCCAAAAGUGUGAUUGAGCGGGCAGAUUAUCUGCAGCAUCAGCAGAGGACAACGGGGAAAAAAUCUGCAACUUCACGGGAACAAAGCUGCCAGAGUCUGGAAAAUGAGGCCAAAAACGGUUUUGACCAUGACCUCGUGUCCAUAGGCUUAAAGGUUUAUCCAAUCCGAAGCAGAAUUAGCAGAUCGUUCUCUAAGGAACUCACUCGAGCUGAAGAAGCCCCCCCAGCAGAGAAAGUUCACAAGUCAAGACCCAGAAAAAGAGCUCAGGCCCUCAUCCUAUCCAAUGGAGAACACAAAGUGGAACCAGUUCAGCUGGAUUCCCAGAGUUACUCAGAUAACCAAGCAGAGAAACAUCGUGAGGGAGACUUUACCAUGCUGCCACGUGAAGAACCGACAGCCAGGGGAAGAAAGAGAGGGUCUGAGGAAACUAGCCACGCUUCCACCGUGACUAAAAGGCCUUGCUUUGAUCAGACGACGCAGUCCGGCAGGGAAGCUUUCUCACCAGCUUCUGGAUCUGAAGACCUCUCCUCUACAGAGCAAGACGAAGUCAUCGAUGUGGAAACCGUUUCUCUGAGAUCCGAGAGCGAUUAUCACUUAGACACAAAACUAAAGCAGGAAGAGGAGCGGAGGCAGGUGAUUAGUAAGGAGAGCAGUGAUGAUGAGGUCAUCGAUGUAGAAGUAGACUAGGAGGAGGAGCAUGGGACUCUUUGGGACUGCAGGGAAUGAGACCUGUUUCACCCUUCUUCAAGAAGUUCUGUCUUGAAUGAACAGGGCACGGUUCUGGAUGUUUUUCAUUUAAAUAGUGUUUUUGAUAAUCGUUUACAGUUUUUUACAUUUGUUAAAAAAGAGAAAAGGUUUGUUUUUAUGGUUUUAAGUUCACAACGUAAAAAAAAAAUGCAAGAAGGGAAAAGGUAUUUUGUAUUCAAAGACAUUUUCAGUGUUUUAUUAGUUUUAACUAAUACUAGCCUCUGUUCCUCUGCUUUUGUUUGGCACUUUUUCCUGUCCUACAUUUACAUUUCAACAAUAAAGUGUUUGUUUUACUUUUGCA